Molecule: messenger RNA, 1410 nt
Organism: Symbiodinium necroappetens
Lineage: Eukaryota; Dinophyceae; Suessiales; Symbiodiniaceae
Source: the annotation of a GenBank genome assembly
AUGGCACCUAUCAUGGUCGCAAAUGCUUGGCUGGAUGAUGCGAGACAGCAUGUAAGGCGCUUGGCGGUGCAAAUUCUGGGGCGUAGUUGCGCUGGCCACUGUGCCCGUGAUGCUUUGGAUGCUGCAGUGGGCCAUCUGCGAGAUCGUCGGUUCUUUGUCCGCAAAGGUGCUGUGGAGGUCUUGGGCACUGGCGCUUUGCGUGGCAGCAGAGAAGCGGCAAUUGCACUACGAGGGUGCCUAGAGGACGCAUCCGUGCACGUUAGAGAUGUCGCCCGACGCUGGCAUAUGCGAGUGGUGUGCAGUGCAGCCUUGUGGCUGCAGGGUGAGGAUCCGAAAAGAGAAACAGGAUUUGAAAUCCUCGCUGCGCUGGCCAAGCUGGGCGAUCGAGAUGCGAUCAUAGCAGCAGUGCAGGCGCUGAAAAGUCUGUCGCCAAGUUGUCGACAGGCCGGCGUGGAUAUUCUGGGACACGGAGCGCGGGCACAGGCACAUCCUCUGGCAUGCAUGGCAUUGGCCAUGUGUGUGGCUGACGGGGAUCAAGAUUUACCCACGAGCGAGCAGAUCGCCAAAGCCAGGCAGCUGCUGUCUCUUUCAUCUCGGGACAUCUCGCAUGCUUUGGAUGUCCAUCUUGAAAGCGUGGAGAACUCCUCUCCAAGCGAAGCUGAAGAGCCUGAAGAGCACGAUCACACCGGGCGUACACAAGAGCUCCUGCAGCACCUUCGACAACACUUGAUUGCGGAAGGCAUUGCAAAAGCAGUCCGUGUCAUCUUGGAGACGGCCGUUGAAGAUCCAGAACCUUUGACAGGUGACCGGACAACCUUUCCACGCCUUCCAAGCGAUAUUCCUGCCGCAUUGAACGUGCUAUCUGCACGCAGAGACAAUUGCAGGAGCCUUUGUACUCUCUUCUCUGUCCUGAAGGCUUCCGGCUCCUUUGUGAGGAUCUCGGCUAUGCAGGCCUUGCGUGGUCCUGCAGAACAAGGAAGCCUGGAAGCGAUAGCCGCUCUCUGUGGCAGUUUGGAGGACGACUGUGCUGACGUGCGGGAGCAGGCCGUGGAUGUCCUUGGAGGCAUACCAACACAGCGGUUUCUCUUGGAGACGGUGGCCAAACGCCUUGCGCAUGAGCAGUCGCACGUGAGAGUGGCGGCUGUGGAACUCCUUUGCAGAAACAGCGACAGGGAUGGCGUUUGCGAUGUGACCCUGCCGUAUCUUGAGAGUUUGAACUCUGGAAUAAGGCAAUCCGCGAUCCGAGUACUGGCUUCGAUGGCCACUCGCAGUGAGAAGGCCAUGUCUGGCUUACGAGAACGUCUCGACGAUAAAGAAAUGGAAGUCCGGCAAGAAGCCCUCGUGGCGCUUUGCAUGCUCGAGUCGCCUGAGCGCACGACCCAUGACAGUCUCAGCGCGUGGACUCCCUAG